CAAUCUCGUACCGAGAUCCGACGACCACGCUUGCGCGCCCCGGACCUGUCCCGCGGGCUGUCAAUACAGUUCGCCCCCUUUUGCGCCGAGUCAAAUAAGCGCCCCACGCUCCCACGAUGCCCGGCUCCGAGUUGCGACAAUUGCAGUCCGACGGAACCCGGCUUCCCUCCUUCUACUCUCCGCGCCCGGAACCACCAGAGACGCCGCACAACGACGCCGAUAUUGAACAGGCCGACUUCUCCAUUUCCGGCGGCAAUCCCGCGUCUGCGAGCGACGGCGACAAUGCGGAGGACGCCUCGCCGGCGCAACCGGCCACGCCGUUAACACAGCCGCCGCCGGCAUCGCUCCUCUCCCCGGCAUUCACUCCACCAUCAACGCCCGGGACGGCAACACCGAGUGCUGCCGGCCCCGCUAUCCCCGCCGAACCACGCGGCAUUCCGGUUGACAGCUCGAUCCCGACGGGCGGAUGCGGCACAAAGCAUCCACGGUUGCUCGAGAGGUUGCCGCAGGUGGAAUGCAUUGUGCGCGCACGCAUCCCGACGACGACGGGCGCCGAGAUGUUUCUGCACCUGUACAAGAACGACGUGGAUAACAAGGAGCACCUGGCUAUCGUGUUUGGCGGGAACAUUCGGAGCAAGUCCCUGGACGCUGUGAGAGAAGGCGAGACCGAGAUGGAUCGCCUGGUUAGAGGCGCUUAUACCGGCAGGCUGUACCCUGGGAGGACGACAAGCGGGUUUCCGGCGCUGGGGCCGCCCCUCGUCCGGAUACACAGCGAGUGCUACACCGGCGAGACAGUCUGGUCAGCACGGUGCGACUGCGGGGAGCAGCUCGACGAGGCGGCGCGGCUCAUGUCGCUGCCCGGGAACAAGGCCGGCGGCAUCAUCAUCUACCUGAGGCAGGAAGGCCGCGGCAUCGGUCUGGGCGAGAAGCUCAAGGCAUAUAACCUGCAGGACCUGGGGUCUGACACGGUCGAGGCGAACCUGCUCCUGCGCCACCCGGCGGACGCGCGCAGCUACGGCCUGGCCACGGCCAUGCUCCUCGACCUGGGGCAGAAGGAAAUCCGACUCCUGACGAACAACCCGGACAAGAUCCGCGCCGUUGAGGGCCCUCACCGCGAGAUCGUCGUCAAGGAACGGGUCGCCAUGGUGCCGCUGUCGUGGAAGGGAAAGGGGGGCUUCCGGGCGCCCGAGGUCGAGGGCUAUCUGAAGACGAAGAUCGAGAAGAUGGGCCACAUGCUAGAUUUGGGGAGUCUGCCAAGUUGACCGACUCCGUCAACCACGACCGCCCUUGUAAUCUACUUGUACUUACGAUAGAUAUCUGCAUGGUGCAUAGACAACGGCGUGUUACUUGCG
Thermothielavioides terrestris NRRL 8126 is the source of this 1352-nucleotide messenger RNA. RefSeq lists its product as uncharacterized. Lineage: Eukaryota; Fungi; Ascomycota; Sordariomycetes; Sordariales; Chaetomiaceae. Gene Ontology annotation, biological process: riboflavin biosynthetic process. The record is from RefSeq and is a predicted model, not a curated record. The transcript has 3 exons. Bases 117 to 1262 code for a protein of 381 amino acids. Gene Ontology annotation, molecular function: GTP cyclohydrolase II activity.